AUGUACAGUGCUGCUGUUACCAUCUUGGAUGUCCAUCAAUGGCCCUUGGUGCUGGAGCUGCUAGAGGCUUCCAAGCGUCACGGGGUGCUGGAUGUCGAGGUGGUUAACAAUGCAAUGGCUGCCCUGAAAGAUGCCGGCUUUCCGGAGUUGUCGGCCUCGCUUUUCCAUUCAGUCGAUGGGCUCCAAGUCGAUUUAAAUGCGUGCUCGUUCAACACAGCCAUCCACAGCUGCAGCCUCGCCGGGAACUGGCUUGAGGCCAUUCAGCUCUUGAAGGCUAUGUGGACUGAAUUGACGAUGCCAGAUAUCAUCAGUUACAAUACCGUGAUCUGGGCUUGCUCCACUGUUGGAGGUUGGAGAGUGGCCAUGGAUUUGUUGCAUGAGGUGUGGCUGGAAGGUUUGCCGGCCUCCAUGUAUACCUUCACUGGAGCCAUCUUAGCCUGUGCCAAAGCCGGCCAAUGGCCCAGAGCCUUACAGCUCUUGUCAGAUGCACGUACUGAGCUGCUCCUGCCAGAUGUGCCGUCGCAUGCGGCAGCUAUCCAUGCUUGCAGUCAAGCUGCACAAUGGCAACAGAGCUUGCUGCUGUUGAAAGACAUGGCCGGGCACAAGACUUGGCCGGAUGCUGUAACCUUCAAUUCUGUGAUCAUUUCCUGCGCCCGUGGCUUGCAGUGGAGAUGGUCCUUGAGACUGGUCUCCGACAUGGUCUUGGACCAAGUGCCUCCAGAUGUGGUCACAUACAGGGCCAUGGUGGAUGCCUACCAGCGUUCUUGGAAGUGGAAAGAAGCACUGCAAGCAGUUAUGCAGCUGGAGUACUUUACUGGAAGCAUAGACAUUGAGGGCCGCACAGCUGCCAUGAAUGCAAUGGGCACCUGCAGGCAGUGGCGUUGGGCUAUCCAUUUGCUGAGGGAGAUGGGGCCGGAAGCGGACGUGGUGGCCUGGAACCAAUGUAUCAAUGCUUGCGCCAAGGGCCGCUCUUGGAAGCAGGCUCUUCAACUGCUUUUUGAUGAACUGCAACAACCCAGCCUUCGUGGCACGUUGGAGGGUUUCAACGCAGCCUUGGGCGCCUGUGCAGCACCCCAGGCCAUGGCCUGGCAGGCUGCCAUGUGGCUUCUUGAGGAGAUGGCGAUGCAUCGAGUGACGCCAGAUGUGAAGAGCAUCACUGGUGCUGUUCGUAGCUGCAGCGGUGCUCAGUGGCAGCAGGUCUUGAACCUCUCGGAGAAAGCGGAGAAGGAUGCCAUCCUCCAGAUACAUGUUCUUUCUCAGGUUCACAACCACAAUUGGCCUUUAGCGCUUCAUCUUCUCCAAGGCAGCGACGCAGAGCUUGGGGGCAGUGCAGCUGGCUGUUCCCGAGCUGUGGCCAUCGCGGAAGAGGCGAACGCUGGUAUCGAGGGCGUGCGGUGGCUUGAGCGAGCCCAAGGUUGUUUGAGUUGCACUGCUUCUGAUGCUUUGCACUCUGGGGAAGUUGUUGUUGCUACGGAGUUAUUGCUAGAACAUGGCCGGCUGUGCGACCAGCAACUACGAACUUUAGGCAGACGAGUUGUUCAGCCCGUGUUAUGGCGAAUGCUUGCCAUACAGGCGCCGCCUGCCACAGAGCACCAUCGCAUUUUUGAAAGGAACCCGGGUCUGCCUGGGAUUCGAGGGCGCAAAGACGCAGCACGCUGGAAGAUGAGGUAUCUCCAGGAGCUGCGAUCUCCCAGCCGCUCCGGCGCCGAGCUCUCCGACCUGGCACCUUUGCUGCAUCUGAGUUUGGGCUCGAUUGGCACCCGGCUAAGCCUUCUUCAGGUUGGCUCAACAGCCUCUGGUGCCUGGGAUUUGUUCUCCAGACAAGCGGGCAGAGGAGCUCUAAUGUGGCAUGCGCUCCGUGAAGAGGUGAGCCCAGUGGCUGGGUUGCCAUCACACCUUUUUCUCUCUUUGCCGAACCAUUCCAGAAAGCAGCUGGUGGGCCGCGGCGCCCUGCAAAGCCAGGAGCUACCCGCAACUGCCUAUCGCUUUUCUGAGCACUCCGAGCGCCAAGCCUUGCUAUUGGUGCUAAAAGCACUAAAAGAUGCAGCUCGAAUACGCCCUCUUGAAGCACAAGCGAGUUGGGACUCUGAGGAUGACCUGGAUGACCUCGAGUCAGAUUGGCACUUUCCCUUCCCUGAACCUGAGCGCUAUGUCCGCUAUGUUCCGGUGCUCCAGGCGCGCCCGCCUCAAAGCCAGGCAGGGCAGCGCCGCAGCUCGACAACGCUUUGGGCAGACCUGCGGGUGGAAGCGGAGAACGCCGAGGUGGAGGCACUGGUGAAGCUCCGUGUGGCAGAGCAGGCCAUGGUGUCAGUGCAGCAUUCCGAUGGACGACAGUGGCUUCAACUGGCGCAGGAAGCUUUCCAGCAACCGGGCCCUGUCCGUUCCCGCGCUUCGGCGGCCGGUGCAGCGCUGGCGUCCCUGGAUCGCGCCGAGGGGGAAGACGUGGCGGAGGUCCGUGAGGCACUGGCUGAUGCCAGAAGAGCCCUUCGGGACGCCUUGGUCUGGCGCUGCCAGGAAGUGAGCCGCCCAAUGCGAUCAAGAGAUAGCUUCAAAAAGACAAUGGAGGAGGCCUUAGGUGGACCUUUGACGCAAGCGCAGUGGUCUGAGUACUUCAGAACACACAACGCGGUGGUGGCCAAAGUGCUACCAGAGCUCGACUUCAAGGCAAAGAGGCGGAGACGCCAAAGAGAGUGA
This is a messenger RNA of Durusdinium trenchii, 2694 nucleotides long. Lineage: Eukaryota; Dinophyceae; Suessiales; Symbiodiniaceae. The record is from the annotation of a GenBank genome assembly.